Myotis myotis is the source of this 1568-nucleotide messenger RNA. It is a transcript of the gene MRPS9, whose product is annotated as mitochondrial ribosomal protein S9. NCBI's taxonomy places the organism in Eukaryota, Metazoa, Chordata, Mammalia, Chiroptera, Vespertilionidae. The transcript is spliced from 12 exons. Gene Ontology annotation, biological process: translation. Gene Ontology annotation, molecular function: structural constituent of ribosome; RNA binding. Gene Ontology annotation, cellular component: mitochondrial small ribosomal subunit; ribosome. The record is from RefSeq and is a predicted model, not a curated record. The coding region runs from base 41 to 1360 and encodes 439 amino acids.
GGCCCCGCCCCCGCUCGCCGGCGGGCCCGCCUCAGCCAAGAUGGCGGCGUCCUGUGUGUCCUGCGGUGCCGUGGUUUCCCAGCGGCUCCUUCUCCGGCCAAGGGUUAGCCUGGCCCCGAGGCAGGUCCUCUGGAGAGCCGCGGAGUUGCAGUCGGUUCCCGGGCCCCAGAUAUUGAGGCUAAAACAUGUCACAGUUGUAACAACCAAGAAAAACGUUAAAGCCUUAAGACGUGAAACCUACACAGUGGAUUUUAUUAAAAAGCAGAUUGAGGAGUUCAACAUAGGGAAGAGACAUUUAGCCAACAUGAUGGGAGAAGAUCCAGAAACUUUUACGCAAGAGGAUAUUGAUAGAGCUAUUGCUUAUCUUUUUCCCAGUGGUUUGUUUGAGAAGCGAGCCAGACCAGUAAUGAAGCAUCCUGAACAGAUUUUUCCAAAACAGAAAGCAACCCAGUGGGGAGAAGAUGGCCGUCCAUUUCAUUAUCUCUUUUAUACUGGCAAGCAGUCAUACUACUCAUUAAUGCAUGACACAUAUGGAAAGAUACUCGAUAUAGAAAAACAUAAAAAUCAGUUGCAAGCCAAAGGUCUGUUUUCAGAAAAAGAUAAAACCACAGACCUGAUUGGCAGCAGAUGGCUGAUUAAGGAGGAACUAGAAGAAAUGUUGGUGGAAAAACUGUCAGAUCAAGAUUACGCGCAGUUCGUGCGGCUGAUGGAGAGGCUGCUGCAGGGCGGUGCUGCCGGAGAGUUUGUGCAGAGCUUCCGCAGGAGUGUCACUGUGCAGUCAGAGAAGCAGCCGAUUGAGCCCGUGCAGCAUGACGCGCAGGGAAUGGCCUUCAGCACCAGCGAAGGCAGAAGAAAGAGUGCCAAAGCAGAGGCAGUUGUUUAUGAACAUGGAAAUGGAAGAAUAAAAAUUAAUGGCAUCGAUUACCUGCUUUACUUCCCUGUGCUACAGGACAGAGAACAGUUGAUGUUCCCUUUUCACUUCCUGGACCGAUUGGGAAAGCACGAUGUGACCUGCACCGUCUCCGGGGGCGGGAGGUCGGCGCAGGCUGGAGCCAUACGCUUGGCAAUGGCCAGAGCUUUGUGCAGUUUUGUCACUGAGGAAGAGGUCGAGUGGAUGAGACAAGUAAACUCGUUCGCUCACAUCUGGAAUGAUGUGAGCAGGAGUUCCACUGCCAUGCAUAGCAAUCUCCCACACAAGAGCAGCUUUCGCCUGGACUGCUCACGUCUGAUCCGCGCGUCCGCGAACGGAAGAAGCCGGGCCAGGAGGGAGCCCGCAGGAAGUUUACCUGGAAGAAGCGCUGAGUAUUGCCAGGAAAGGAGGGGGCGCGUGCACCUGCGUGUGGCGAACACACAUCAAUAAGUGCUGGCCAGGGGGAAGGCCACAAUCAGACACUGGGUUGUGAGAGCUUAUUUUCAAAUGCUACUUUUUUGCAAAGGUUACCUGCCCUAACUGGUUUGGCUCAGUGGAUAGAGCGUCGGCCUGCGGACUGAAAGGUCCCAGGUUCGAUUCCAGUCAAGGGCAUGUACCUUGGUUGUGGGCACAUCCCCAGUAGCAGGUGUGCAGGAGG